This is a messenger RNA of Aspergillus eucalypticola CBS 122712, 2073 nucleotides long. Its product is annotated as cytochrome P450. The transcript has 4 exons. The record is from RefSeq and is a predicted model, not a curated record. Bases 399 to 1895 code for a protein of 498 amino acids. Lineage: Eukaryota; Fungi; Ascomycota; Eurotiomycetes; Eurotiales; Aspergillaceae. Gene Ontology annotation, molecular function: monooxygenase activity; oxidoreductase activity, acting on paired donors, with incorporation or reduction of molecular oxygen; iron ion binding.
GCUCGAAUUACGCCCACGAAAGCAGAACACAUAUCGAGGCUUCGAAGAUAACACGUUGUAUCCCUCAUCGGAACAUCGGAGCUCAAGAGCCGAGCAUCACUUGCAUCGGAGUGAUGUAUGGGGGAUGGGCCGAGGCCUUUUCCUGGUAAUCGCUUCAUGCAGCUUAGCUGGUCGCUAGCGGGUCGUGUGCUGGCUUUAUAAAGCAUUGGCUGGCCUUGUGCAGCUUUGCUUCGACAUAACCAGGCCGGCUGUUGCAACGUCAGGCGACUCCUUUAUUGGAGUGAAGGAGAUAAAUAGCAUCCCUAGCCCCGUCACCCACCGCAGUGUGCAUUCGAUACAAACCAGCGCUUUUUCUCAGACCGUUUGAUUGCCGGUUAUUGUUAUCUCCAUACCUCAGCAUGAUUCACGAAAGUAUUCAAGGGGCCCUCCAGGGGCAUUAUCUAACAGUAACCGCUGGUAUAUUACUUCUCUUCUUGGUGGGAAAAUGUUUUUACGAGUUGUACAUCAACCCUCUGCAUAAGAUCGCCGGUCCGAAGCUGGCGGCGAUUACCCGUCUGGUGCAUAUGUAUCACUCCCUUAUGGGCGAUGAGCAUGUUUGGGUGAGAAACCUGCAUCUGGCCUUCGGAGACACUGUCCGGAUCUCGCCCGAUCAAGUCAGCUACUCGUGCGCCGACGGAUGGAGAGAUAUCUACGGCCAUGCCAGUGCAACAAAGAAAUCCACUGAAAAGGACAUGCGAUUCUUCGGCACCACACUUAACGGAACCCCGGACGUCAUUCGUGCCAAAGCUGCCGAUCAUUCACGCUUUCGUCGAAAUUUUUCACAUGCUUUCUCGGACAAGGCUUUGCGCGAGCAGCAGCCACUCAUUGCUCAUUAUGCGGACUUGCUCAUCGAGAAGCUCCGAGAAGUUGUCCAAGCAGAUCCCAAGGCCAAGAUCGAAAUGGUUUUGAUGUACAAUCUGACCACAUUCGACAUUAUGGGUGACUUGACAUUCGGAGACCCACUGAAUCUGCUGAAAGGUACCGGCAACGUGGGGUGGGUGACAUCGAUCUUCUCCAGUGUGAAGAUCAAUUCACUCCGACGUGUCGCACGAUACUAUCCAUGGUGUUCUUAUUUCUUGAACUCUCUUCUCCCUCGGUCCUUGAAGAAACGGCAAGCGUCUCAUUACCAGUCAUGCAAGGAUAGGGUAGACUGGCGGGUUGAUCAGAGCCUGGAUCGCCCCGACAUUUGGGGCCUGGUCAUGUCGCAGAAAGAGUCCCUGCGCUUGAGCCGUGAAGAAAUGUACGCCAACUCACAACUGUUCAUGGUAGCUGGGACGGAAACCACCGCAACAGCGUUGAGCGGCCUCACGUAUCAAUUGUUGCUGAAUCCUGACAAAAUGGAGAAAAUCACCAAGGAGAUUCGAGACGCCUUUGAACGAGAUUCGGACAUCGAUAUGCUGCGGUUAGCACAGUUGAAGUACCUGAACAUGUGUAUCGACGAGGGCCUUCGGAUGUAUCCCCCUGUCCCUGCCGGGAUGCCCCGUCUCACUCCGAAGGAGGGUAUGGAAAUUUGCGGCGAAUAUAUGCCUGGCAAUACGGCUGUCUCCGUACAUCACUGGGCGACAUAUCGCAACCCACGAAACUUCACCCGGCCAGACGACUUUCUUCCGGAGCGAUGGAGUAGCGACCCGCAGUUUGCUGGUGACGACAAGGCUGCUUUCCAGCCCUUCUCUUUCGGCCCUCGCAACUGUCUGGGGAAGAAUCUCGCCUAUCAUGAGAUGCGACUCAUCCUAGCCAAGGUCCUAUACCACUAUGAUCUAAACCUGGCAUCUGAAUCAGUCGGCUGGGACAAGCAGAACACGUGGACGCUGUGGCAAAAAAAUCGAUUGAUGGUUCAACUGACCCCCCGGGUUUAGACGGAAGCCAUCGAUGCACAUCUGAGUAUCUAGUAAGGAUGGGAGAUUGUAUACAGGGUUAGCUUAAGCAUAUGGGCUUGAGCUAUGCUGGCGAAAGUUGAUAGUGAUGUUCCUUUUUGGAGGUCAAUGAUGAUAUGAUGAUUCUCCCAGUCGUCCUUCUCUACAAACUAUCCAAUCA